GUGUUAUUUAAACGGAAAUUAAGUACAGAAAAUUUCGGUUAUAUGGUAGUUAAAUUAAGUCUGCCGGUAAUUAAAUAGUUGAGACAGUUUUUAUUCCAAGAAUCGACAUUUUCUAUACAAGCUGUGGCUGAGUCUUAUACAAAUUGUUCAGUGGCGAGAGUGAACAGGAUACAUUGCAAGUGAGCGAGAUAAAUAGAACAACAGUCUGGAAACCACGGUUUACCUGCGGCCGACAAAGAGUGCAGGUGACCGCGUAUGGACAAAGGAUCGUCUGAGCCGACUAAACAGAGCAAUUAGUGGGGAUGCAUCCAUCAUCAGAUAUCCGGGUAGCGCUGAAAUUCUACUGGCCGAACCAUUCUCGGCUGGUUGGAAGAACGAGUCCGGAUCGCGGACCAUCUAUAAACCUUGAAACUCGCUUCUUCGAUUAUAUUUGAUGUUCACCUGCAAAGGUUCGGUAUACGAAACUUGGCAACAGUUCUCAGCGCUACGAGCAACUUUCGAGGCCGCGUGUCGUGAAAGCGUGCUCCUCGUUACACGAUGUUGGCUGGACAGACCAAGUCGCGGGUUUACCUCUCGUUGAAGCAACGGCUCGACAUCUUAAGGCAAUUGGAAGAUGGUGUUUCGAUGACUCAGUUGGCCAAGGAGUACGAGAUCAGCGACGCAACGAUACGUCGCAUCAGGAGCCAGGCAGACCAGAUACGAAAACAAUCGCAGACCCCAGGAAUUAAAGAUAGAAAGAAAUUUUCGAAACCGAAAUUAGAGAAGUUAGACGCUAGUCUACACGCGUGGUACCAAGAUCAACGUGUACUCGAUGAUUGCAUCACCGAUGCUAUACUUAAAGAGAAGGCGAUAGAACUCAACAAGGAGUUAGGCGGUCCGUCGACGUUCACGGCCAGCAAAGGUUGGAUAUGGCGGUUUAAACAUCGCCAUGGCAUCAGCUUCCGCGAACUUAACAGCGAGAACGUAAACGUUGACACGAGGGAGACGGAGAAGUUUAUCCAAUGCUUUUUACAAUGCCUGGAAGAGAAAGGUGUAGAGAUGCAAAAUGUUUACAGCAUGGAUGAAACGGGUCUGAUGUGGAAGGCUUUUCCUCGAAAAACGCUGAUCGACGCUACAGCAAGGAGAGUCUACGGGAAAAGGAUUAAACAAAACCGUGUCACCGUGGGACUGUGUGCAAACGCCAUUGGAACGCACAAGCUACCGCCUCUUUUCAUCCACAGGUGCGAGACGCCUAAAGCGUUGAAGCAUUGCAAGGACCGUUUGUCAGUCGUUUUCAAAGCCCAAAAAAAUGCUUGCUUGGAUCAGACUGUGUUCACCGACUGGCUGGAGAAGCAUUUCAAACCGGCCGUCAGAAAAUACCAUCUCGAGGCUGGUAUUUACGGAAAGGUGCUGUUGCUGGUGGACAAGUGCAGGGCUCAUAUGUUGUCGCCGCAACUGCAAUUGCAGAACGACAACGUCGAAGUUGUAUACCUUCCCACCGACACGUCGUUGUAUCUGCAUCCAAUGCAGCAGGGAAUAAUGAAAAGCGUGAAGGUAUCGUUUCGUCGACGUAUACUGAAUCGGAUUUUGGAUUUUCCAGGCGGUGUGGCGGAAUUCUAUACCGAUUACGACGUGAAAGACUGCAUAGACUUGGUUAGCGAGGCCUGGACGGACGUCACGCAGGUCGACAUCUACAAUUCGUGGAAAAAGUUGGUGGGGUACGAUGCAACGUUGUUGAAAGGGGCGAGGGAAGGACAGAACAACGAGCACCCUUAUAACCCGACGGAUAUCAGCUCGAUCAAAGAUACGUUAAAAGCGAUUAUAAACGAGACUGUUUCCGACAAGCAAGUUGAAAAGUGGCUAUCGAUCUGCGAGAAUGUCGAGCGUGAUCCGGACGAGUUCGAAUUGGAAGAGGAAGACUUUCCGAUCGAGAAGCCGGAUCUGCAUCGAGACGAGGAUGAAAUCGACCGGACGAUUGCAAAGUUAAUACUGUGGUCCGAAGGGCAAUCUGAUUUUGUUAAGUUGCACGCGCGUUUAGUAAAAGAUUAUUACGACCUGGUGCAACGAUGAAACGGGGACAACAUUCUUCGCGUUUUACCGCUUGUACAUAAUUUGUGUAUUGUAAACUUUCUAUUUCAGAGUGCCCCAGAAAUAAAAAUUUAAAGGAGUUAAUUUGGGUGAUUUAGGAAGUCUGGAAACUGGUAUUUUUCCAACAACAUCGGGAGAGGUUUGUUAAAAAUAUUGAGAGACUUCUGUUAACUGUCGAGGAAAGAAAUGAGGCCCAAUUAAAAAUUCGUCGUGCGUGCCCAACCAAACGUUGCAUUUUAAUUGGUGCUGAUACGAUCUUCGUCGAAUAACGUGUGAAUUUUCGUUUGCCCAUACAUGAAUAUUAUGUAAAUUAAAUAUUAAAAUAAGUAUAUGCAAAUUUUAUAUAACGUUUCUAUUUCCUUUCGCGUAGAUAAUAUUUUGGCCGAAACAGAAAUAGAUUAAAUUGGCGCGUUCGGGCGGAAGUAGACAUAGACUGAGCUAAAGUAGUAGCAGAGGGAGCUACCGUUAACGAGGCAUAUGAACUCGCGUUAUCACAAUCAUAAACAGGGUUCGCGCUCUCUAACUUAUAGUCAUCCAAGCAUUA
This is a messenger RNA of Colletes gigas, 2611 nucleotides long. RefSeq names its product jerky protein homolog-like. The record is from RefSeq and is a predicted model, not a curated record. The transcript is spliced from 3 exons. Gene Ontology annotation, molecular function: DNA binding. Bases 538 to 2049 code for a protein of 503 amino acids. Lineage: Eukaryota; Metazoa; Arthropoda; Insecta; Hymenoptera; Colletidae. Gene Ontology annotation, cellular component: nucleus.